AUGCACUUCUACUCUAUCGCUCUAGUGGUUGGCGCUACCGCCGUUGCUGCCGGCAACACUGCCACCCUCCUCUUGCCCGGGUUCAAGGGCCAUGACCUGCAGGCUGGUAUUAUCGAUGCACGCGUCUUCACGGAGUACGUGUUUCAGCAACAUACUAACAACUCGCAGAACGGUGACGCGACUACCUAUAAGAUUACCUGCCCCCAGACCGUUUCUGCUGGAUCCUGCGGUAUCGCCGGCGAGGGCAUGACUGCCAUUGCUGCCCCGACUUCCAUGCAGCUGCAGAAUAUCAACCUUCAGGGAACUACUGGAACUCUGUCCUGCAACAUUGCCGGCACCACUUAUGCCGACUGCCAGGCCUCUGCCGGCACUGCUACUCCCUCGGGAACUCUCCGCUCCGGCGACCUGAACUGGAUGCCCGUGACCGUCACUGGUCCCUGCUCCACUAGCACCCCGACUCCAACUGCUACCCCCACCAGCACUGUCUUCGCGACUUCCACCUCCGCUGCGACCUCCACUGCGACCUCCAGUUCCAGCGCAGUCUCCUCCCCCAAGAAGUCCACUUCGGCCCCUGCUUCUUCCUCCACCCCCUCAUCACCUCCACCCCUCUGGUGGCAGCUCCUACCACUGGAGCCCUCCGGUGCCCCUGCCGCUUCCUCGACGGCCUUCAACGCCGCUGGCCAGGUCGCUGCUAGCUUCUGGACUGUCGGUGGAGCCUUUGCGGCUCUGGCCUAUGCUUUCGCAUAG
This is a messenger RNA of Penicillium soppii, 747 nucleotides long. RefSeq lists its product as uncharacterized. Bases 1 to 747 code for a protein of 248 amino acids. The record is from RefSeq and is a predicted model, not a curated record. Lineage: Eukaryota; Fungi; Ascomycota; Eurotiomycetes; Eurotiales; Aspergillaceae. The transcript has 4 exons.